Messenger RNA from Plasmodium fragile, 1668 nucleotides. RefSeq lists its product as uncharacterized. Bases 1 to 1668 code for a protein of 555 amino acids. Lineage: Eukaryota; Apicomplexa; Aconoidasida; Haemosporida; Plasmodiidae. The transcript has a single exon. The record is from RefSeq and is a predicted model, not a curated record.
AUGUGGAACAUAUUUUCUAACGAAGACCUCUCAUUGAACAUUGAAAAGAGGGAAGAAGAAAGUUCAGAGAAAAAAAACAGGAAAAAAAAAGGGUUUGAAACGGCGAACAACAAAAAUGGACUGACCAAGUCAGGAUCCCAUGGUUCCUCCUUCUCCAUUCAUGACGGCAAAAUAACGAACAGGGCAUAUGACAUAAAAAUAAAGGAAUUGAGAAAAAGUUUCAGAAAAAAAUACAGGAUAGUGCGCACACAAUUAUUGAAAAUAAUCAAAAUUGUGAAGCAGUUUCCUGAGGUGGAUUCAGAGGCAGAGGAGGGGACGACGAAAAGUAGCAACGCGGAAAAGGGUCAGACAGAAAAAGACAAUUCUGAAAGGAACAAUGUUGGAGGACAUAAUGUUGACAAGGGAAAAGUAGGAAAGAAGAAGGAAGAAGACAGGGAAGGCACCACUAACGCGACUAACAACACCACCCCUCAUGGCAGUGACGACCAAACUGUCAUGAUCCAAGUGGAGCUCAUCAAAAAACUGAACAAGAUAAUCGAAAAAAUUGAUGUAGAACAAUUGAAGGCCAAAAAAAGGAUAAAGACAAAGCAAAAUAAUAAGGGAAAAAAUGAAGAGGACGGAUUAAAAAAUAAACCAGCCAAACAAAUUUUCACAGCGAAGCCUUUUGACACAUCUCCAAAAAAUGAUUCGCGCAAAAAUAACAUAAACGUCGUUAAAAAUUUCCCGAAAAAGAAUGUCCCCUCCAAAUCAACAAAUAAUUUCCAAUAUUAUAAUCCUCAAAAUAUGGAUGAAAAUACAGGGGGGAUGAUUUUAUUACAGAAUGAGCAAGACAGCUUGAAGAAUGAGUACUUUCAAAAUAGCGGCAUGUCUUUUUACAGUAAAAAAAACGAGGGGAAUGUGUAUGACGACACUGAUGAGAUGGUAAUGACGGACUUUUAUAUGUACUCUUCUACCCUGAAUGCGGGUUCGAUUCGGAAGAAGAAAAAGUCCCGCUGGCUGGGGGAUCACAUGAAUCAAGUCACCACGAAUGAUAACGGUGGGUACGGAAGAAACAGCUACAACCAUUUUGGAGGAAAUAACAACUAUGGCUACUCGGCCAAAAAUCACGACUACGCUAGUAGACAUUACGACUACGCGGGCGGGAGCCUCCACUGCAAUUACGGAAGUCACAACUACGACGGUGAAAACUAUGCGAGCGUUACGUACAGCAGUGGGAACUACGCUAGCGGAAGCUACAACUACGAAGCGAAUAAUAACGCACCCUUUGGAGGCAAGGGAAACCAUUUGGGUGGACAUAGCAACCAAGAAAAAGGCGCAGGAAACAAAAUCUUCUUUCAAAACAUGGCGUCCACAUCUUAUACGCAGAGUUUCAAGGGUGAGGUAGUACCCCUCCAUUACGAGCCCCAGAAUUUUCCCAACGUAGCGGACGGGUAUCACACAAAAAACAAAAACAAGAGAGGUAAUAUGAACAAUAAAAAAAAGGGCUACAAGUUUGCCAAGGAUGAAAAGAUUAGGGGCUUGCUGCGCACAGCAACGAAUGAAGACGAUUUGGUGAAGGCCAUCGGUUUUGCUAAGAAUGCGGGCCUUCACUUUGAGGCCAAAUUGGGCAGCAAAAAACUUAACAAGCUCAAGUUAGAGGGUAAAGACGGUGCUUCCCUAGAGGUUUGA